Osmerus eperlanus (European smelt) is the source of this 1195-nucleotide messenger RNA. RefSeq names its product hepatitis A virus cellular receptor 1 (gene havcr1). NCBI's taxonomy places the organism in Eukaryota, Metazoa, Chordata, Actinopteri, Osmeriformes, Osmeridae. Gene Ontology annotation, molecular function: phosphatidylserine binding. The transcript has 7 exons. Gene Ontology annotation, biological process: apoptotic cell clearance; cytoskeletal rearrangement involved in phagocytosis, engulfment. The record is from RefSeq and is a predicted model, not a curated record. The coding region runs from base 116 to 895 and encodes 259 amino acids.
GACACAGCACAACUGAUGUGUGUAUGUGUGAAGGUCUCUCUCCAUGUAUCUAUUUCUCACCAGUAUACCUCUAAAAGGAGCUUGUGUAUGUGUGUGAGGAUGAGAUCAUAUCACCAUGAGGAUAAUCUACAGUGCAGCAUGGCUUGUCAUCUACCUACUAACAGUCAGUGAAUGCGGUACUCUGGUGGUCGGUGUUGAAGGCCAGAAUGUGACUCUGCCGUGCAGAUAUGAUGCCUCCUAUCAUGGAGUUCUUCACAUGUGCUGGGGGAGAGGAGCGCUUCCAUCCUCUGGGUGUGACGACCAAAUCCUCUCCAGUGAUGGAACAGCAGUAACAAGAACCUCCAGGUAUCUGCUGUCUGGAGACCUGAAGCAGGGUGACAUCUCCCUGACCAUCCUCAACACCACAGAGAGAGACGCAGGGCUGUACGGGUGCAGAGUGGAAAUACCAGGCUGGUUCAACGACCUGAAGAGUGAAGUCAGGUUGACCGUGGAGAAAACCUUUUUGCCAACUACAACCAGGAUACCCGACCAUGUGACCGUGACACCAGCCAAUCACUCGCAAGGUCACAUGACUGCCAACUCUACGGAAUCACAAGAUGUGUCAACAACCCAUUCCAGCGAGUCAGAGUCUGAUCAGAGUGGAGAUGUGGCUUUGCCAGUCAUCCUGGUGUGUGCUAUGCUGCUUCUCCUGGUCAUCGGGGCUCUCAGUCUGGUCUUCUCUCGACAACGAAGGAAACAGCGGAGGAUGCCCCAGGCAUUAUCUCAGCAGUCUGGCAGCUCGGUGCGCUACAGGAGCUCAGUGUCCAGCCAGGGUCUGUACACCAGAGAGUUGGCUGCGGAGAACAUCUACCAGAUGGAUGAUGGAGACAUCUACAUCAACAUUUACGAGCCUUGACCAGACACAGCCUGGCACUAAACACCAUGGGGAUGAUAUAGAACCAUGAAGGACACUUAACCAUUGUUUGAAUACCUGGGAUGGUAUUGAAGCUUUCUUUCUCACUUCCAAACCAAAAUCUUGCCAUCAAGAUGUCUGUAUAUACAGUACAAGCUGACGCAAGGCGUUUAUUAUAUAUACAGUAAAUGUUUAUAUUAUAUUCCUCAUUCUAUUAUUAAUCAAUAUACAGUACAUAUCAGUCUUUCCAAUGCAAUAAACAUGCUAAAUAAAUGACAAUAAAAUUACAAAAAUAAUAAUUCA